Messenger RNA from Closterium sp. Naga37s-1, 2445 nucleotides. NCBI's taxonomy places the organism in Eukaryota, Viridiplantae, Streptophyta, Zygnematophyceae, Desmidiales, Closteriaceae. The record is from the annotation of a GenBank genome assembly.
AUGGAGGUCGCUCCUGCUGGCGGUGCUGCUGGCGCUGCUGGAGGUGCUGCUGGUGCCGGUGCUACUGGCGCUGCUGGAGGUGCUGCUGGUGCUGGAGCUGCUGGCGGUGCUGCUGGCGCUACUGGAGGUGCUGCUGGUGCUGGAGCUGCUGGAGGUGCUGCUGCUGCUGGCGGUGCUGCUGGCGCUGCUGGAGGUGCUGCUGGUGCUGGUGCUGCUGGAGCUGCUGGAGGUGCUGCUGGUGCUGGAGCUGCUGGAGGUGCUGCUGCUGCUGGCGGUGCUGCUGGCGCUGCUGGAGGUGCUGCUGGUGCUGGUGCUGCUGGAGCUGCUGGAGGUGCUGCUGCUGCUGGCGGUGCUACUGGCGCUGCUGGAGGUGCUACUGGUGCUGGAGCUGCUGGAGGUGCUGCUGCUGCUGGCGGUGCUGCUGGCGCUGCUGCAGGUGCUGCUGGUGCUGGUGUUGCUGGCGCUGCUGGAGGUGCUGCUGGUGCUGGUGCUGCUGGAGCUGCUGGAGCCACUGGUCCUGGAGGUGCUCGUACUGGAGGUACUGGAGCUGCUGGGACUGGGCCUGCUGAGGGGGUUGGAGCUGGAGGUGCUGAGCGGCCGCGGCCGUACUACGUUCCGCUCCUUCAGCAGGUCCUUGGUCUCUCGCCCUCUACUGGUCCUUCUCCUCCCCUACUGAGCCUACCGUCUGUCCAGUCGCAGUCACAGUUACAGCCUGCCUCUCCGCUGCCUGCUCCUUCUCCUUACACUGCGCCGACGGGUAGUCUUACGGAGCGUCGUGAGCCUGAGUCUUGUCCUCUGUCGCCUGAGUCUAGUCCUGCGUCUCCUGAGUCUCGUCCAGAGUCGCCUGUCCGCGCUGCCCGCACUGGUCGUCGUGUUCCGCGUGAGCGUCCUCCUCCUGUCCUUGGCACUCACUAUAUGACCCUGCGUCCUUCCACUACUCCACAGCGUGUCCCUCUGCCGUCUCCUCCUGCGUCCUCUCUUCCUGACGUUGCUGACCCGCCGUCAGACCUUGCUCGUGCUGCCAGUCCUACUGUCGCGCGUCUCCUUGCCACUGUUGUCACUGACCCUUCCUUUGAGUCCUCUGCUGCGUCUGCUCUAGUCGCUGAGCUUGUUGACUUUGCUGCCGCCUGUCGUCUAGACUACGCCGCUAGCCUUGUUGCUGAGUCUGAGUCUGUCUGUCCUCCGUCCGUCGGGGGUGAGUGUGCUCUUGGCACGGACGUCCUUGAGGACAGACAGGAGGAGUUUGAGUGCUUUGCUGCUGCUUUACCUCAUCUCGUGUCCAUGCUGAUUGCCCCUGAGGGAGACCCGGAUGCACCAGACAUCCCGACCCCACGCUCUUACGCAGAGGCGAUGGAGGGUCUCUACUCCUCUCAGUGGCAGACAGCCAUGGACGCAGAGAUGGCUUCCUGGAAGUCCACAGGCACCUACGUCGACGAGGUUCCCCCACCUGGGGCGAACAUCGUCAGUGGCAUGUGGAUUUUCAGGGUGAAGCGGCCGCCGGGGUCUCCGCCUGUCUUCAAGGCGCGUUACGUUGCACGAGGCUUCAGUCAGCGAGAGGGAGUUGACUUCUUCCAGACCUUCUCCCCGACCCCGAAGAUGACCACUCUUCGGGUUCUGCUGCACGUCGCUGCUCAGCGUGACUACGAGCUCCACUCUCUUGACUUCAGCACUGCGUUCCUACAGGGCAGCCUGCACGAGGAGAUCUGGCUGCGCCGCCCACCUGGCUUCACUGGUUCGUUUCCUCCUGGUACCCAGUGGAGCCUCCGGCGGCCAGUCUACGGUCUCCGCCAGGCACCCCGUGAGUGGCACGACACACUGAGGACUACGCUUGCGGCUCUUGGGUUUGCUCCUUCUACUGCUGACCCGUCGCUGUUUCUACGCACCGACACCACUCUGCCGCCGUUCUACGUUCUCGUGUACGUCGACGACUUGGUCUUUGCUACUGCUGACACUGAGGCACUCGCCCACGUGAAGUCGGAGCUGCAGAAGAGACACACGUGCACAGACCUGGGUGAGCUGACAAGCUAUCUUGGCUUGCGGAUCACCCGGGACAGAGCACAGCGCACCAUCACCUUGACUCAGUCACACAUGGUGCAGCAGGUCCUUCAGCGCUUCCGCUUCACGUACUCCUCGCCUCAGCCCACUCCUCUGCCUACCGGUCACUCGCUCUCAGCUCUGCCUUCGGAUGAGUCCGUAGAGCCGAGUGGCCCGUAUCCAGAGCUUGUGGGCUGCCUCAUGUACCUGAUGACCUGCACUCGACCUGACCUUGCAUACCCUCUUAGCAUCCUAGCACGCUAUGUCGCUCCUGGCCGUCACCAGAAGGAGCACAUGGAUGCUGCUAAGAGGGUGUUGCGCUACUUGUGCAGGUUACACCUUCAGCCUUGGCUCUGGCUCUGUUUCCUGGCGCUCUACACGCUCUUCCUCUGUUCUCAGCUCCAGUUGUGA